Molecule: messenger RNA, 2010 nt
Organism: Colletotrichum orchidophilum
Lineage: Eukaryota; Fungi; Ascomycota; Sordariomycetes; Glomerellales; Glomerellaceae
Exons: 1
Coding region: 1-2010 (669 amino acids)
Source: RefSeq, a predicted model, not a curated record
AUGCCUCCACGACUCCCAUUGAGGCCGAUCGCAGGCCGCGCCGCCUCUUCUGUCGCUGCGGCAAAGCAGAAUGUGGCGUCCCCUUCGCGCGCCGUAUGCCUGUUCUGCUCGCUUUCCGCAGCUUCGCCCACUCCCUCGCGACCGACGACGACGACGACGACAAUGACGAAGAAUACCGCCACCGACAGCCGCGCCCAGGCGAGACGGGCAUUGAGGCAACGCCGCUUCCAAUCCACCGAAUCGACAGCAGCAGCACCACCACCACCAGAGACUGCCGCACCCGAGAAUCCCAGGGCGGAACUCAUCGACACCCUGCUAGAGCUCCAAAAGCACGCCGUAAACCACGUCAACCUCUCCCGUCUACAGCUCGCGCUGCAGGGUCUGCGGCAGGACCCCGGCCAGGAGUCGAUCCGCGUGGCCAUCCUCUCCCUCGCCAACAGCGGCGGCGCGGAACCGGGCAAGGCGGCAAAAGACCUGCUGCGACUGCUCCUCGCGGACCCCCUGGGCGACGAGGCGGAAUGGGAAAGGGAGCUGGCGCAGCACGACCCGUCGCACCCGCUCGUCGUGCGGAUCGGGCAGGAGCACAAUGCCGUCGAAGCCGGGCCGCGGGUGACGAUAUCCAAGACGAACCUGCUGCACGAGCUCGACGUUUCGUCGCCCGCGCUGAAUGGGCACGGCAUCGAGCUUUUGCUGAUGGAGGUGAACCCGUUUGCGCCCGUGCCGGGCCGGGCGGGCGAGACGGUGUUGCAGGAUGUCGAGGAGUCUGUGCUCGUGCCGACGGUGGAUAUCCCGUCCAACACGGGUCGGUAUACGCCAAUUACGACGCCGGUGCACAAGGCUUUGGUUGUUUCUGAGGGGGUUAUGGGGGCUGCUUCCGUUGCGUCUCUGCCGCUGGCGGAGUACCGCGAUACCGUCUUUGGUGCCGUCAACCUGCCGGAUUAUCCUGUUGAAAAGGAUGCGAGAGUUACAUUUCAGCCGAUCAAUGUGUCAGUGGGCAGCAAGGGGCUUGAUCUCAUUCGCCAGAACAUUGGCAACGCCAUGGAGUACGAGAGGUCGUGGUACAAGAGCAACGUGCCAGUCCUCAUUCAGUGGCUCAAGGCGGGCGUGCAGACGGACGAGGGUCAGGUCACCAAGCCAGCAGUCCGUCUCCUCGUCGCAUCACUGCUGCGCAACGCCCUAGCAGAGAUUGAGGCCGAGGAGUCGCGCUUGCUUUCAGGACGGCUAUCUACGGAGGCCGCGUCCUCCGGGCUGGCCGUCAUGAACGAGAGGCUGGCCCAGUGGUCCCAGUUCGCGCACGAGGAGCUCCAGCAGCAGCUCGACUUGGCGUUUGCGGGCACGCGGUGGCGCAAGUUGGGUUGGUGGAAGCUGUUCUGGAGAGUAGAUGACGUGGGCGUCCUCACGACCGACAUGCUCAGCCAGCGGUUCCUCCCCGGUGCCGAGAGGGAGCUCGUCUAUCUGGCCGGCCGCAUCGCGGAAUCCGGCGUCGCCUCCACCGUCGAACCGCCCGUCUACGCCCAGCCGACGUCGGAAUUACAGAAAUCGCUGCCCGAGAGCAGCACGGUCGCCAAGGCCGUGACGCAGAAGCCCAAAUGGCCCACGCACAUCGCCUUUACGCGCCGCUACCUCCACGAGGAGACCGUCCCCGCCCUACAGGCCCUCGCGCAGAAGCUGGUCCUCCAGGCGUCGAGCACCUCGGCCCUGACGACGGCGCUGGCGGGUCUGCUGUACGUCUCGCAUUACGCGUCUUCCGUCUACGAGGCCGGCGCCGUCGCGGCUCUGGGCGUGAUGUGGAGCCUGCGCAGGCUGCAGACCAAGUGGGAGACGGCGCGGACGUAUUGGGAGGGCGAGGUCCGCGAAGAAGGCCGCAAGGCUGUUAGGGGUGUGGAGCAGAGCGUCGCGGAUACGCUUGAUGGAUCUCGCGAGAGCACUGCCGUCGAAGGCGCAGAGGAGCUUCGCAAGGCCAAGGAGCUCGUGGAGAAGGCUGAGGACGCGCUCAGGCGUUUGAAGUAG